GCCCACAUGUAAGCCCAACCCGCAAAACAUCCGACGCCGUGUAAUCUUCUCCGGCCGAUGAGGAGAGUGAGACGAUCCACUCGCCGGCAGAGGAUAGGCAGCAUCGCACGACGGCCAUGUCGUCCUCGCCUCUGACCGCCACGCCCACCCCUCUCCUUCCCGCCAAGUCCAAGAGCCCGCCGUCGCACCACCCGCUCCUCCCCCACCUCCCGCACUGCACGAGCCUCCGGGCGCUCGCCCAGCUCCACGCCGCCGCCGUCAAGUCCGGCCUGGGCGCGUACCCGGCCUUCGUCACCAGGCUCCUCACGCUCUGCACCGAGCAGGGCGCGGCCCCGGCGCACCUCGAGUACGCACGGCAGGUGUUCGACAGAAUCCCCAGCCCCGGGGACGUCGUCUGGUACAACACGCUGCUGCGCGGGUACGCGCGCUCGGCCGACGGCGCCGCCCCGCACGCCGAGGCGACGCGGGUGUUCGUGCGGAUGCUGGAGGAGGGCGUUGCGCCGGACACGUACACGUUCGUGUCGCUGCUCAAGGCGUGCGCGGCGGGGCGGGCCGGGGAGGAGGGCCGGCAGGCGCACGGCGUGGCCGUCAAGACAGGCGCCGCGGACCACGAGUACGUCCUGCCCACGCUGAUCAACAUGUACGCCGAGUGCGGGGACACGCGGUCGGCGCAUGCCAUGUUUGGCAGGGUGCCGGACGGGGACUGCGUGGUCUCGUACAAUGCAAUGAUCACCGCCGCUGUGAGGAGCAGCCGGCCCGGGGAGGCGCUGGUGCUGUUCCGGGAGAUGCAGGCCAAGGGGCUCAAGCCGACGCCCGUGACGUUGACCAGCGUGCUCUCGGCGUGCGCACUACUGGGAGCAUUGGAGCUGGGGAGGUGGAUCCACGAGUAUGUCAGGAAGGCAGGGCUUGACUCCCUCGUGAAGGUCAACACUGCGCUGAUCGACAUGUAUGGGAAGUGCGGGAGCUUGGAGGAUGCCAUCGGUGUGUUCCAGGGUAUGGAAUCAAUAGACAGGCAAGCAUGGUCCGUGAUGAUCGUGGCGUAUGCUAACCACAGCUACGGCAGGGAGGCCAUUUCGCUGUUCGAAGAGAUGAGGAAGCAAGGGAUAAAGCCGGAUGCUGUUACAUUCCUGGGCCUGCUCUAUGCCUGUAGCCAUUCUGGCAUGGUGAGCGAAGGGCUACAAUACUUCGACAGCAUGAGGGAGUAUGGUAUCGUUCCUGGGAUAAAGCACUACGGUUGCGUGACUGAUUUGCUAGCCCGAUCAGGUCAGCUUGAAAAGGCUUACAAGUUCAUUGAUGAGCUACCAAUAAAGCCCACCGCCAUCUUAUGGAGGACGUUGCUUUCUGCCUGUGGAAGCCAUGGAGCUGUUGAUCUUGGAAAACGUGUCUUUGAGAGGAUUCUUGAGCUGGAUGAUACUCAUGGUGGUGACUAUGUAAUAUACUCGAACUUGUGCGCCAACACUGGGGAAUGGGAAGAAAUGAACAGGGUAAGGAAGCUGAUGAAUGAAAAGGGGGUGGUAAAGGUGCCUGGCUGUAGCUCAAUUGAGAUAGAUAACAGGGUUCAUGAGUUCUUCGCAGGAGAUGCAAGACACCCACAUGCACGCCGAAUGGUUGAUCAAGUGAUUGAGCAGCUAAAACUUGUUGGUUAUGUCCCUAAUACGUCCCAGGUCUUCCAUGUUGAAAUGGGCGAGGAGGAGAAGGCCACAAGCCUAAGAUACCACAGUGAGAAGCUGGCGAUUUCUUUCGGGCUUCUAAAUACAUCUCCAGGAACUACUCUCCGUGUUGUUAAGAACCUUCGUGUAUGUCCAGAUUGUCAUUCGAUGGCAAAGCUUGUCUCUAUGCUCUUUAAUAGGCAGAUCAUACUCAGAGAUCUAAAUCGUUUCCACCACUUUGAGGAUGGGGUCUGCUCUUGUGGAGACUACUGGUAGAUUUUACAAACACAAUUUUUGUACCACAAUGCUCUAUCCUUGUUGUGUCCAUUCAGUUUGAAGUCUUACUGCAAAUGCAGUUCGUACAAGUCAUGGUACGGAGUUUGGGUUCAGGGACACCUUUUCUGCAAAUUCUAUAGAGGCUGUAAGUGAACUCUGCAUUUUGCACAUACCUUGCAAACUUGUCAGUUAAUGGAUAUCCCACUCAUUUUUACCAUUUUCACAUCCCCACUUGAUGAUGCACAACAGCAAAUUAAAAUCUUUUCCUGCCACCUUCUUUUCAUAUUACUAACAUAUUAUGCCACACCCAUAAGCCCAAAUAGGUGAUUCUCAUGAUGUUAGUUUGUUCAUUUCAUGAUUGUUUUCACUCAGUUCCCCGAAGUUCAUAUUUUCCUGAUGUAUAAUGAUAAAACCAUGCCAUCUGGACCUUAAAAUGUUAUUAAUAUUAUUUUAUUGUUAGCACUAUCACUCUUGCCCAUGGAAAGAGAGAAAAGCAGAUGUUUUGUCACUUUAUUGUAUGAAUAAAGUUGGUACGCAUUCUACAGAUUAGCCUGAUGAUUUGCUCCAAAUGACCAGAUCCAUGCUAGCAAUGCAGAUCAGCAUCGUGCCCUGCUGUGGAGUUAGAUCAUAUCUUACAUGGGAUAAUUAUCAGAUAAUAGAAGUAGUCGUAAUGUUAAAAUGUUUCCAAGGAAAGGAAAAUACCAAUAGUUGUUUGGUACACAACUCUGCCCCUCGAACUGGAAGGUCAUCAGCCUGACAAAAGCAACAUGAAGUCCCAGGUUGUGAAUAAGUAGUUGUUUCUACAAUAUGGUUGAGCCUUCGAUCCUCAAUAGCCCAAAUUGUUAGAAAAAAUGUGGAUAGCGCAAAUAAGCUGUAAAGCAGAGUCACAUGGGCUCUGUUCAUUCUACGAAAGAUGGUGUCAUGACACCGAAAACACAUAUAAAUGUGUCUAGUCAACAGUACCUUAGUUAAUUGGCAAUGAAAUUUGAAAUAGUCUGGCUGCUCCAUUCCAGCAUUGGAGGUUAAAAUGUUGCAAGAUUUUGACUGCAAUGCAGAUUCAACAAAUCUUGAUGACAUAUCUGGUAGGACCAUCAGACCAUCUGCAUAUCUUUAUCUCUGUAUGAUGCUAGAUUUUUUUACCUGAUUUACUGGCAACAUUGGCUAUGUAAGUUGGUAUUGCAUGAGUUGAUUGGUUCCACUUGUACCUAUUCAGGUGAAACUGGAGCAUGGUCUGUAGUCUACUUGUAUAGUACCACUGUUACAAUCACAUCCCAUGGUUGAGUUCAUUGUGUCUGUAGCAUUUCUGGGAAGGGGAUUUUGUGAUUUUUUUUUUUGUGCUCACUAGAACUCAUAGGAGAUUAGGACACAUGCAAAACUUUUUGGUAAACCUAAUCUUCUACUGAAUGAAAUCAACACUUCAUCAUAUACUGUGCCUUUAAGGUUCAGGUUGGUCAUAUAUCUCUUUCUUGCAUGUGCUGUCCUAAUAAAACUCGUGUAUCGCCUACCAGUACAUGUCUAAGAAUAGUCAUAACUGAAUUAGAUCUCAGACCCCAUGUUCCUGCUACCAGCACAGAAUAGUGUAUCAGUUCGGUCUUCGGUAUCAUCAUUCCAAUGUUAUGUCAUAAAUAGGGCAGCAAACCACGUUGUUUAGAUGACUGAAAUGAAUGCUUGCCAAAUCAGCCACCAUUUAUACAUCCGGAGAUAUGUUUAGAUUGCCGUGCUUCAUUUAACUUGGUAGACUGACCUUGCCGUAUGAACAUGACAAUGCAGUAGGUUACCUGCUAUCUUGGUGGAUUUGAUUAUCACAUAACUUUGUCUGCACCUUCAUGCGUGGUUACUUAAAUAACGAGGUAAGAACGCCAUCAGCUCUCUUUAUCAAUUAUUCUAGGGCAAGUUGCAUGUUUUACUUGGUCCAACAGCUGAUUUUGUCAUAUCCAUAGCCACAUUUCCUUUUUCUUCCUCCAUUAUCUGCAAAUAUGUUCAGUAUUUGCCUCGUUAACAUACGCCAGCUUGUCAUUAACUCAACCCAUCAAUGAUGAAAAGGUCAGUUAUGCCAUGCUGCAUGGCCACUAAGUUUCAUGUGUUUUAUUUCGACUUCUUGUAGCUAUGUUCUUCAGUCGUACCAUACAUGUUCUUGCCACCAUACAUACAGUUCCUGUCGCUGUUGCCUGUCUCUGAAAAUUAGUUGACAUACUGUAUUAUAUACUUGAUAGACUUUGAAACAGUACACCGUAAUCUUUCAGUUGUCUGAGCUUAGUGUGUUGCUGUGUGUGACAAGGUCAAGCUGCAAAAUUCACAUGGGUUGGGUGAAACCAUGAAGCCGUCUUGUUCGAGCGGAUUGCGGAAAGGAACCCCGGCCUGCCUGGAGCCAGCAAAGAUGAAGGGUGGAAGAAGCUUCUUGCCCUUUGAGUUGAUCAACCAACGAGUAAAAGAAACCCCUCUUUGCAGCUGGAACCCAUGAACGGUACUUGCUUUUUAUUAAUUCCUCUCUGACCAAUCGUUAUCAAAUGCGUUUGUGCCAUUACUGUU
Molecule: messenger RNA, 4454 nt
Organism: Aegilops tauschii subsp. strangulata
Lineage: Eukaryota; Viridiplantae; Streptophyta; Magnoliopsida; Poales; Poaceae
Source: RefSeq, a predicted model, not a curated record